Penicillium malachiteum is the source of this 753-nucleotide messenger RNA. Its product is annotated as dienelactone hydrolase family protein. Gene Ontology annotation, molecular function: hydrolase activity. NCBI's taxonomy places the organism in Eukaryota, Fungi, Ascomycota, Eurotiomycetes, Eurotiales, Aspergillaceae. Bases 1 to 753 code for a protein of 250 amino acids. The transcript has 4 exons. The record is from RefSeq and is a predicted model, not a curated record.
AUGUCUGGAAUUAGCAAGGCUUGCUGCUCUAUCCCCCCUGUGAUUUCCAAGGGAUACCAGCCCAAGGGCGCUUAUCAGACCAUCAAUGGCAUCAAGACAUACGUGACCGGUCCUGAGACUGCUACCAAGGCUAUCCUGGUGGUGUACGACAUCUUCGGCUUCUUCGACCAGACCAUCCAGGGCGCCGACAUCUUGGCUACUUCUGCCGAGCAGAAGUACCGUGUCUUCAUCCCCGACUUCUUUGAGGGUAGCCCUGCCGAUAUCUCCUGGUACCCUCCUACCACCGACGAGCACAAGAAGCUCCUCGGCGAGUUCUUCUCCACCAAGGCCGCUCCUCCCGCCAACCUCCCUAAGAUCCCCAAGAUCGUCGAGGAGGCUAACAAGCUUGCCCCCGCUGGCAAGUUCGACUGGGCCAUGCUUGGUCUCUGCUGGGGUGGAAAGAUUACCGCUCUGACUGUCGCUGGCGACAACCAGAUCUUCAAGGCUGCUGCUCAGGUUCACCCUGCUAUGGUUGACCCCAACGACGCCAAGACCAUCAAGGUCCCCUUCGCGGUCCUCGCCUCAAAGGAUGAGCCCGCUGCCGAUGUCGAGGCCUUCAAGGCGAACCUUCAGGUCCCCAACCACGUUGAGACUUUCUCUGACCAGAUCCACGGAUGGAUGGGUGCUCGUUCCAACUUGGAGGAUGAUCGGGUGAAGGCGGAGUACGAGCGUGGUUACAAGACUGUGCUCCAAUUCUUCGGUCAGCACGCGUAA